Messenger RNA from Rhizoctonia solani, 1878 nucleotides. Its product is annotated as Zinc finger, C3HC4 type (RING finger) protein. The transcript is spliced from 10 exons. Lineage: Eukaryota; Fungi; Basidiomycota; Agaricomycetes; Cantharellales; Ceratobasidiaceae. The record is from RefSeq and is a predicted model, not a curated record. Bases 1 to 1878 code for a protein of 625 amino acids.
AUGGACUCUUCUACGCACUCGCUUUCUUUUUCUAUUACCACUCCAGUCGACUCACGACAUACGGAUAUGGGCGCUGCCCUCUCUGCUGUCCGCAACGGCCGCAAACGGAGAGCCGAUGCCCACCAUGACGAUGUCGGAUCGCCCAAUAACAGGCAUUCUAAGCGCAUGCGCGAGGAGCCGUUAUCCCCAGGACGCAUGUCUGAAGCCCCUGAGAGCGCUGAUACUACCCUUGUCGACGAUACCGACGAUCAUCAUCACCACCACCACCAAGAUCUCAAGGGAAAGGCCCGCGAUACUUUUUCAUCAUCCGCUGUUUCGACGAUACUUCCUCCACAUGACGUUCCAACCCCCCACGACGACCGAGGGGCUCGUCUUGUCGACGAAAUCGAGUCCGAGCUUCGUUGUGGAUGUUGCACCGAACUGGCUUAUAAUGUGAUUAUCUACCAUCUCCUCAAAUUUCCUCCAACUAACCUAUUUCUAGCCUGUCUCUUUGAGUCCAUGCCACCACUUUUUCUGUGGGUCAUGUAUGACUCUCCAUUUGUCACACUCCCGCAACGCUCCGAAUUACACCCGGGCCACCUGUCCAGCAUGCCGCACCUCUCCACAGGUAUCGCUCCCAGCAGGGUGGUCCAAUCACUCGUUGCUGCGCUACUUCGCGUGUACCCCGAACGUGCUCGCACGGAACGAGAGAGAGCACAAGCAGACGAAAUAUACAUCGCCGGCCGCGAAAUACCGAUUCCUCCUCCACGACCACAAAACCCCGAUGCCCUUCUCCCCCAACAACAAAACUCCGCCAACGACCACCUCGCACGACCUUGCCCUCACUGUGCCCCGAAUAACACCUUCGAUUGGACAUGUCCUCGACCGAUUCCCAAUCCUGAUACCGACCACGCCAACGCCUGGAACCUCGAAAAUGGUCCCCCACCGGGCCACAACUACUGCGGCGCCUGGGUACACUUGAAUCUCACUCGCAGAAUUGAUGGCCCUGACUUUGCGACUGUGGCAGGAUUAAUCGAGAGCGACCGGAUAUACGACAUUUUCAAUAACAAUUCAAUCGAAGUCGAUAUCCUCUUUGACUAUCUUCGAGAAGCAGAGAUCACACCUAACAUGAUCUACCUAGACAUAAUCGACCAUAUUUUGGCGACACCUGAAGGGUUUGAGCCAAUGAUCGCCCGGGACGCAUUUAGAGGAUCUCACCCUGUGGAUAUGCAUGUGCCAGAUGCGCAGUAUACUGCGGCGCGGCCAAGGGAACAACUUCCGAGCGUCUUGUUUUCCGAAUUUACAGACGAAGAGGAUAGCGAUGAUGAGCGAGAAGAUGAAAGGAGACGGACUGGUGUUUCGGCGAGUGGAGCCAAUGGAAACUCGGGAAGGUCAGCAAACGAGAACUCUGGUGAACCAGUGAACGAAGGUUCCGUGGACUUGGCCAACGGGGAAAUAUCACCAACCACUGUCUUGCCCCGCCUGGCCGAUCUAAUGCGUACGAUGCGGGAUACCGAGACGCCUCCCUCGUUGACUUUACCAGCCGUGUCUCGUAGAGAGCAAAACAGUUCUAUGUCCCCUGUUCUUGUGCCAUCAUUCGUAGCUCCCAUCUCUGUCCCGCCGCUCACCUCGACGUCUUCCAUCAACCCACCACCGCCACCAUCACCACCCCGUCGACGCCGAAUCUGCCGAGAAUGCGCUACCGAGGUGUUUUUAUCUGGUCUCAAGGACUGGUGGUCGCGUGAAAUGCGCACGUCAAUUGGGAAGGAACGGUUACCUGUUUGGGUAGUGUCCAGGCGGGUGUGUGAAAAUGGGGAAACGUGUAGCGAGCAGAUCAAUAAUGACCAUGCAAAGGCUUGUUGUCAUAUCACUGGUCCAGUAGCAGGCGCGGGUUCAUAG